Knipowitschia caucasica is the source of this 285-nucleotide messenger RNA. NCBI's taxonomy places the organism in Eukaryota, Metazoa, Chordata, Actinopteri, Gobiiformes, Gobiidae. The record is from the annotation of a GenBank genome assembly.
AUGUCGCUGCAGACUCCGAGACAAACAAACCAGCAACCACCCACACACCAGCAACCACCCAGGAACCAGCAGGAGCCACCCAGGAACCAGCAGGAGCCACCCAAGAACCAGCAGGAGCCACCCAAGAACCAGCAGGAGCCACCCAAGAACCAGCAGGAGCCACCCAAGAACCAGCAGGAGCCACCCAGGAACCAGCAGGAGCCACCCAAGAACCAGCAGGAGCCACCCAGGAACCAGCAGGAGCCACCCAAGAACCAGCAGGAGCCACCCAGGAACCAGGCCUGA